AUGGAUCAAAAUCUUACCCUUCAAUUGUUGGCGUUGAAGGAGGAAUUUGAGGAUUAUAAAGAGUACACAUCGAAAAAUAUCGACUCUUUCUUCCUCUGCACAAUGGCGCUCAUUAUUUUUUUGAUGCAGUGUGGUUUUGCUUUUUUGGAAGCUGGUGCGGUGCGGUCAAAGAACACGACGAAUAUCAUCUUCAAGAAUGUUCUCGACUCGUUAUUCGCUCUUGUGUGCUAUUGGACUUGCGGUUGGGGUUUAGCGUACGGGCCGGGUGAGGGUUUUCUCGAGCAUCUCUUUGGACAAUCCGAAUUCUUCCUCGUCGGCACAAAUGAUUACACAAAAUUCUUCUUUCAAUACGUUUUUGCAGCCACAGCAGCCACCAUUGUUGCAGGAGCGGUCGCGGAAAGAUGCGAAAUCGUUGCCUAUAUCGUUUACUGUUGCUCGAUCUCCGCUGUCGUUUAUCCAAUUUUGACACAUUGGGGAUGGCACGAAUCGGGCUGGAUGGCGCAAGGGUUUUGGAUUUCCGAUCAAGAGAAAACUGAGUAUUUGGAUUUUGCUGGUUCUGGAGUUGUUCACCUGUGCGGUGGGACAAUCUCAUUCAUUGCAGCUUAUAUUAUGGGACCAAGAAUCGGGCGAUUUCCGGAUGAUAGCGGGGAAGUGUCUGGAGAGAUCAAAGGACAUUCUGUGCCGUUUGCUUCGCUGGGCGGCUUCAUCCUCAUGUUCGGCUUCUUGGCUUUUAAUGGAGGCUCAACCGGUUCAAUCACUGCUCCGGGAAUCGGGAAAAUCGUUUCACGAGCCAUGGUGAACACAAUGUUAUCCGGUACAAUGGCCGCUUUCACUUGUCUCAUCGUUCACUACAAAAUGAAAGGGAAAUUGACGCUUCUUUUCACGAUCAACGCAUGUUUAGCAGGAAUGGUAUCUGCGUUUGCUGUACACGCUGGUGGAGGAUCGUGGGGACUUUUUGCGGCUUGCCUCGUUUCACAUAAGGGAAUUUGCUAUGCUGUAUCAAAUGCGAUCACCGGUCAUGGAUGGCAAUGGCUUCCUGUUGCGCAACUCUUCUGGCAAAUCGUUUGUGCUUUUGCGAUCAUCACCUGGUCCUUUGCAACAAUGGUUCCCGUGUUCUUACUUUUAAAAAAAUAUGGGAAACUUCGAGUGCCAGCUGAGAUUGAAAUCAAAGGAUUGGACAUCUACAAGCAUGGAGAAGCAGCUUACCCACUUCACGCUUAUGGACACGGAUGGGACGAGUUUGAACCAAUUCGAACAACGAAAAAGAUCUCAGUCUUGAAUCCAGAAAUCUCUCUGGAGCAAUUGGCUUCCGCAUACGAUGCGAUGUCUCACAAGAAGAGUGUUUACCAUAAUCCAAGCGGUUUCGAGCAUCCCGAAUUGCAUGGAGUGGCAAAGUAUAAGAAACAGGUGCCAAAACCGACGCAAAGCGGAAAAGAAAAUGGGGCUUUUAAUGCA
Molecule: messenger RNA, 1455 nt
Organism: Mesorhabditis belari
Lineage: Eukaryota; Metazoa; Nematoda; Chromadorea; Rhabditida; Rhabditidae
Source: the annotation of a GenBank genome assembly